GGCCCCCCGGCGCCCUCGCUUCACCUCGCGGGCUGCCACCGAGGGCAGCUCGGAUGUCCGGUUUCCUGUGAGGCUCGUACCUGACACCCGGGAGCCUCAACCCCGGCUCGGGGCUGCCAUAUCCGAGGGCCAAAGUUGGGAGCUGCGGAGUCCCCGGGAAUCCGCUCGCCCAAGGUUGGGGCGGGGGGGGGGGGUCUCCCCGAAGGAAACCGCGGGACUGGGACGAGGACGGGAGCUCAGGCUUGCGCCCUCCAGCCUGCGCCUGCCAUCCGACCGGCCUCCCCUGCUCCCGGUCCUUCCACCAUGCACUUGCUGGGCUUCUUGUCUCUGGCGUGUUCCCUGCUCGCCGCUGCGCUGAUCCCGGGUCCCCGCGAGGCGCCCGCCACCGCCGCCGCCUUCGAGUCGGGACUGGGCUUCUCGGAAGCGGAGCCCGACGGGGGCGAGGUCAAGGCUUUCACAGGCAAAGACCUGGAGGAGCAGUUGCGGUCCGUGUCCAGUGUGGAUGAGCUCAUGUCUGUCCUGUACCCAGACUACUGGAAAAUGUACAAGUGCCAGCUAAGGAAAGGUGGCUGGCAGCAGCCCACCCUCAACACCAGGACAGGGGACACAGUAAAAUUUGCUGCUGCACAUUAUAACACAGAGAUCCUGAAAAGUAUUGAUCAUGAGUGGAGAAAGACUCAAUGCAUGCCACGUGAGGUGUGUAUAGAUGUGGGGAAGGAGUUUGGAGCAGCCACAAACACCUUCUUUAAACCUCCAUGUGUGUCCGUCUACAGAUGUGGGGGCUGCUGCAACAGCGAGGGGCUCCAGUGCAUGAACUCCAGCACAGGUUACCUCAGCAAGACGUUGUUUGAAAUUACAGUGCCUCUCUCUCAAGGCCCCAAGCCAGUCACAAUCAGUUUUGCCAAUCAUACUUCCUGCCGAUGCAUGUCUAAACUGGACGUUUACAGACAAGUUCAUUCAAUUAUUAGACGUUCUCUGCCAGCAACAUUAUCACAGUGUCAAGCAGCCAACAAAACUUGUCCAGCCAACUAUGUAUGGAAUCACCACAUGUGCCGAUGCCUGGCUCAGCAGGAUUUUAUCUAUUACUCAAAUGCUGAGGAUGACGCAACCAAUGGAUUCCAUGAUGUCUGUGGACCCAACAAGGAGCUGGACGAAGAUACCUGUCAGUGUGUCUGCAGAGGGGGGCUUCGGCCAUCCAGCUGUGGACCUCACAAAGAGCUAGACAGAAACUCGUGCCAGUGUGUUUGUAAAAACAAACUUUUGCCCACCUCAUGUGGAGCCAACAGAGAAUUUGAUGAAAACACAUGCCAGUGUGUAUGUAAAAGAACCUGUCCUAGAAACCAACCCCUGAAUCCCGGAAAAUGUGCCUGUGAAUGUACAGAAAACACACAGAAGUGCUUCCUAAAAGGGAAGAAAUUCCACCAUCAAACAUGCAGCUGUUACAGACGGCCAUGUCCCAAUCGACUGAAGCAUUGUGAUCCGGGACUGUCGUUUAGUGAAGAAGUAUGUCGCUGUGUCCCAUCAUAUUGGAAAAGACCACAUAUGAACUAAGAUAUACCAGUUUUCAGUUCGUCAUUUUACUGUCUUGAAAAAACUGUUGCCACGUUAGAACUGUUUAUGCACAGGAAGACUCUGUGGGGCCGUGGUGACAGAGGCCCAAGUCUGUGUUUCCUGGACCAUGUGGUUAGCUGCAGGAAUGGACGGGCGCUCAUCUGAAAAGACCUCUUCAAAGAAUGGUUUCCUACCAGUGACCAGACAGCUGAGGUUUUUCUCUUGUGAUUUAAAAAAAAAGGAAAAAAAAAAAAGAAUGACUAUAUAAUUUAUUUCCACUAAAAAUAUUGUUCCUGCAUUCAUUUUUAUAGCAAUAACAAUUGGUAAAGCUCACUGUGAUCAGUAUUUUUAUAACAUGCAAACUAUGUUUAAAAUAAAGUGAAAAUUGUAUUAUUAGCUGUGAAGUUCAGUCCAUUGCCAUCUUACAUUAUAUUCCAGGUUUUAGGAAAUGAAAUGUCAAUUUCCAAAAUUCUCUCAUCACAGAUAUGUGAGUUGUCUUCCGUUUUUUAAGUGAGGAGUACUCUGCAGACUCAAAGCAGA
Molecule: messenger RNA, 2091 nt
Organism: Peromyscus eremicus (cactus mouse)
Lineage: Eukaryota; Metazoa; Chordata; Mammalia; Rodentia; Cricetidae
Gene: Vegfc
Product: vascular endothelial growth factor C
Exons: 7
Coding region: 304-1551 (415 amino acids)
Biological process (GO): response to hypoxia; positive regulation of mast cell chemotaxis; positive regulation of protein phosphorylation
Cellular component (GO): membrane
Molecular function (GO): chemoattractant activity; growth factor activity; vascular endothelial growth factor receptor 3 binding
Source: RefSeq, a predicted model, not a curated record